GUGAUUGCGUGAAAGUGAAACACUGAACCCGGAGCGUCAUGUCGGUUUAUUAUUAUUAUUAUAAAUGAAAAAUUGUUAUUUGUUAACAAGUAAGCAUAGGUAUAUCAGUUGUCUAAUGUCUACUGUCUUGUUUACACUUUACCUACCAUUUAUUGUCUACUUCAUUCGAGAUUCCAGCGAAGCUUUAUUCUACUAGAUUUUAAUGUUCAUCUAGAAUCAUGGUCAAACUUACAACGGAAUUAAUCAUGAAUUCGUACCAGUUCAUAAAUCCAGUCAAAGAUAGAGAAUUGGAUUUGAGAGGUUAUAAAAUACCACUGAUUGAAAACAUGGGUGCAACACUUGAUCAGUUUGAUACAAUUGACUUUUCAGACAAUGAUAUCAGGAAAAUUGAUGGUUUUGCAUACCUUAAAAGAUUGAAAAACCUCAUAUUUAAUAACAAUGCUAUUGUACGUAUAUCAGAUAACUUAGAACAAUGUCUACCAAAUCUUGAAUCUUUAAUACUAACAGGUAAUCAGAUUCAAGAGCUUGGAGAUUUAGAUCCUCUUGCUUCACUUCCGAAGUUGAAAAUGUUGAGUCUUUUACAUAACCCAGUUGCAUCAAAAGAGCAUUAUCGACUUUAUGUAGCACAUAAAAUUCCGCAAGUUCGAAUUUUGGACUUCAGAAAAGUUAAAUUGAAGGAAUAUGAAGCAGCUAAAACAUUAUUCAAAGGCAAAGAAGGAAAAGAACUUAAAAAGAAGUUGGUUAAAAAAUCUAAUCAAUUUGUUCCUGGAGAAGGUCUUGAAACCAAAAGAGCAAAUGGUCAUAGUCAAGAAGACAUGUGGAGAAUUCGAAAGGCAAUAUCUGAAGCAUCAUCGUUAGAAGAAGUUGAACAUCUAACCAAGCUGCUCGAAGCUGGGCAAAUUCCUAACAAAGACCAAAAUAAAAAAUCUGUUCCACUAAAUGGAGAAGAAAAUAUAGAAGAAUUUGAUGAUGAUGAUGAUAAUAAUGAAGCACCAACACCAAUGGAAUAGUGAUUUUCAAGUCCUGAUCCUUAUACCGAAGGCUUUAUUUCUCAGCUAUAAUUUAAGAAUAUAUUAUAUUUAAUAUUUAAUCAGUUCAUUAAAAGAUAAGAGCAGAUACUAUUGGUCUAUUUUUUAAUUUUAAUUAUUUUCUUGAAUCCUAUUAUCAAUGGGUUGCCAGUAAAAUACUAACAUUUAUUUUAUUAAGCUUAUAUGUUGAGAAGCGCUAUACAUUAACACUCACAGGUGUUACAUUUUAAAACAAACCAUGUCAUCUCAUUUUACAUGUUUGAUAGUGUUUAGUGAUUACAGUGGUUGUUUAUAAAUACAAUUCAUCGUCUGACAUAAUUUUACCAGAAUACAAUGACAAUUAUCAACUACGACAAAACUGUACAGAUCAAUGUCACAUUAUUUUUAGUAAAUACCAUGUCCGCUUAACUGAAAUGGAUAACAAUUGUGUAUUGCAGAGGUGGCCACUGGCCAACAGGAUGAGCAUCACAAGCUUCUACAAUAAGUGCAAUGUGAGGCAGACGUACAGCAAUAAAGUGACCUACAGAGUAAUACAAAUGUAUCGAUUCAAACAGAAAAAAAACUGUUGUAUUGUUUUGUGUCUUUAUUUAUCUGUCUGAAGUUGUAAAUACUUAAUUAGAAAAAACAUGUGUGCAUUGUUUUUGAUUGUUAUUAAUAAAUAACAUAUUUUACAAGA
Acyrthosiphon pisum (pea aphid) is the source of this 1704-nucleotide messenger RNA. RefSeq names its product small nuclear ribonucleoprotein polypeptide A'-like U2A (gene U2A). Gene Ontology annotation, cellular component: U2 snRNP. The record is from RefSeq and is a predicted model, not a curated record. Gene Ontology annotation, biological process: mRNA splicing, via spliceosome. Gene Ontology annotation, molecular function: U2 snRNA binding; protein binding. Lineage: Eukaryota; Metazoa; Arthropoda; Insecta; Hemiptera; Aphididae. The transcript has 7 exons. The coding region runs from base 219 to 1010 and encodes 263 amino acids.